AGCCGAGCCGGUUUGAGCCGUGCUGUACAGUACCCACCGUUUGGCCUUUGUGCAUGAACGGAUGAAUCAUUGAUCCACAGUGAUCGAGAGAGAGAGAGAGAGAGAGAGAGAGAGAUGAAUCCGUAGUAGUUAUCGUGCCGUGAAGGUGUCCUUCCACUCCCCCAUAUUCAACUUUUUGUCCUCUCUCCUUCUCUCUCUCUACAUCAGUCAUAAAUCUCUAUAUAGAGGAGGCGAUUGAAAGCAAUUCGUUGAUGAGAAAAUUGAGGCGUUUGGUCGGGGAACAACGGGGGAUGAAGUGAGAACCCUCGUUCUCGGGAAAUCACAUUGGAAGUUUGAAGAUUUGUGGUGCUUCUCCCUUGCUUCUUUCCCAAUUUUAGGUGCUUUCUGGUGGGAUGAAAAAAGUCGGUGGCGGGUUGGGGAAUUUUGAAGGCUAGAAAAGUGCUUACUUCUGACAUUGAAUUGUUCUGGGGGAAAGUAAGCGAUCGGAAUCGGAAUACUUGGAAGAAGAGGACCAGAGAAAGUUGAGUUCAUACUUUCUUCAAGGAAAUGGCGACGCCUGUGGAGCCUCCAAACGGCAUUAAGCCACGAGGGAAGCAUUAUUACUCAAUUUGGCAAACAUUGUUUGAGAUUGAUACCAAAUAUGUGCCAAUUAAGCCCCUUGGCAGAGGGGCCUAUGGCGUGGUGUGUUCUUCUAUCAAUAGGGAAACAAACGAGAAAGUUGCCAUCAAGAAGAUCAAUAAUGUGUUCGAGAACCGAGUUGAUGCCCUGAGGACUCUCAGAGAGCUGAAGCUUCUGCGCCAUGUCCGGCAUGAGAAUGUGAUCGCUCUCAAGGAUGUUAUGAUGCCCAUCCACAGGACUAGUUUCAACGAUGUGUAUUUGGUUUAUGAACUGAUGGACACGGAUCUUCACCAAAUCAUUAAGUCGUCUCAGCCGCUUUCCAAUGAUCACUGCAAAUACUUUCUCUUCCAGUUGCUCCGUGGAUUGAGGUAUCUCCACUCGGCAAACAUUCUUCAUCGGGACUUGAAGCCCGCAAAUCUCCUUGUCAACGCUAACUGUGAACUAAAGAUAUGUGAUUUCGGAUUAGCAAGAACAGGAAUUGAUAAUGGACAGUUCAUGACAGAAUAUGUUGUCACCCGCUGGUACCGUGCACCAGAAGUCCUACUUUGCUGUGAUAACUACGGGAACUCCAUUGACGUCUGGUCUGUAGGGUGCAUCUUUGCUGAAAUUCUUGGUCGGAAACCCAUCUUCCCAGGAACCGAAUGCCUCAACCAGCUUAAACUAAUUAUCAAUGUCCUUGGGAGCCAACAUGAAACUGAUCUUGAGUUCAUCGAUAACCAGAGGGCUAGGAGGUUUAUCAAAUCACUUCCCUAUUCUAGAGGAAUCCCCUUUUCUUCUCUGUACCCCCAGGCCGACCCUUUAGCUAUUGACUUGUUGGAAAGGAUGCUGGUGUUCAAUCCAUCUAAGCGAAUCACGGUGACAGAGGCUCUCCAUCACCCUUACAUGGUUGGGCUGUAUGAUCCGAGCCGGAACCCUCCUGCACAAGUUCAAAUCAAUCUUGACAUGGAUGAGAACAUGGGAGAAGCUAUGAUUAGAGAACUGAUGUUGAGAGAAACGCUUCACUAUCACCCUGAAGCGGCUUAUGCCAACACAUUUGUUCCUGUCUAACCUUCGGUUUUUCUUUUCUUUUUUUUUUCUUUCCCGGGAGGGGAAAAUGAGAUUUGUCUUCUGCCCUGUGAAACUACCUUAAUGUCCACGCUUAGCUUCCAUGAUUCUAAGGAAGUUUUGUUCAACCUUUCAUUUAUCAGUCUCAGUUCCUGGAGACAGUUUUCUCAUAACCUGUAAAUAAUUGUUGUCUCGUGGAUUAAUAAUCAAAGCUUAGCUCUCAGAGAUGAAGUUUAGCAAUAGCAGGUCGCCUCUGUAUUACAAAGCAUGUCUUUUCGACAGAGUUCCAAUUAUGUGGAGAUGGGCCGCCAUUCUCGAGAAGCCAAGCCUUGAGGAGGAACCGAUUCAGGGAAGAUGACUGGCGGCAGUUCAGGAGGAUCCAUUAUUUUCUAGCAAAAAAAAUGGAAAGUUUUCUCGAGCAGAUAGAAAUUUCAUAAGCCUAUCAAAACAAUAUUUGUUAGUUGUCAUUGGGAUGCCAAGGGUUCAGAUGCAGUGGAGAAUUAAUCUAAUUUAAUGAGAUUAGGUUGGUUUGA
Messenger RNA from Diospyros lotus (date-plum), 2195 nucleotides. Its product is annotated as mitogen-activated protein kinase 7-like. Gene Ontology annotation, cellular component: cytoplasm; nucleus. The coding region runs from base 547 to 1665 and encodes 372 amino acids. The transcript has 3 exons. Lineage: Eukaryota; Viridiplantae; Streptophyta; Magnoliopsida; Ericales; Ebenaceae. The record is from RefSeq and is a predicted model, not a curated record. Gene Ontology annotation, molecular function: MAP kinase activity; ATP binding. Gene Ontology annotation, biological process: intracellular signal transduction; protein phosphorylation.